AUCAAACUGAAAUUCUAAUAUCCUUCUUUCCUCAUCUCCUUUUUCUCCUUCCCCAGACGCCGCUCUCGCUAACGAGCUCGACUAUAUUACUGUAUCAGCUCCACUCGAUUCUCAUUCUCAACCUCUCUCUUAUCCCCGUCCAGCGGAUAAGGCUUCUCGUAUCCUAGGAAUUGCUCAUCGCAAGUCCAUGGAGCCUAUUCCUGCCUCUACCCGGACCUCUAUCGUAUCAACUCGUUCAGCACCAUCAACCCCAACACAACAUGCCCCAACUCUUCCUCUCACUUCUCUAUAUGUCGUCUCAGGACUUCCAAAGAGUCCUCAUACAUGGACUCUUGCUGACCCCGAUGCCGUCCUUGGUUUAUCUCACUCAGAGGGUGCAGUCGCCCGUUGGUGGAGGCCCGAGGUUCUCGGUAGCACUGUGAGCCCUGGUGCCGGUGGGGGCAAGAAAAAGAAGAAAGCAAACAAGGGGGAGAGUACCGAGAUCCUCAAGGGCGCAGGUGCUCUGUCAAAAGCUGAAGUAGGAAAAAUGUUAUCAAAAGCGCUCAAGCUCUCAUUCACGCGUGAAGUUGAAAUCAUCGCGUCAACGCUUCAGCCGGCGAGCACAAUUCAUACCUUUACCUUUACCCUUCCUGCACCUUCCACUCCCCUCGCGCCAGCACCUUCUGAGGUGGGUUUACUUCGCGCAUCGGUCCUCACCGGAACGGAUCGUUCUUCCGCAACCCCCACAUUUUCCUUCCCUUACACUGAUGACCCAUUCCUCAAUGCCCGUCCUUCAUCAGCAUACCUCGGUCCGCCCAGCGUCCUCCCACCUCCUCCCGCAUCCCCGGCAUCUCCCAUGUUCGAAAAACAAGCGUCAGGUGGAAAUGGCGCAACAGUUACUUACCAUGGUGUCUGUCUGACCGUAUGGAGUCACGCUGAUGCUGAGAGAAGUUCGGCAAUUCGUCGCACUCUCGAGGCAGGCCGUGCUCGCAAGGAGAGUGCGCAAUCGCUAGUGACUACGCGGCUGAGAGCGUUGCGCUCUUCAAACCCUCCAGGGUCUUCCCAGUCCCCUGGAGAUCCAGCCAGGAGAGCGAAUAAAAAGGGUUUCAAAGCGCCUUGGUCGGGUACCGAUGGUGAGACCGACGGCGAGGGUGCCGAAACUGAUGCCGGUGCUGUCAGCGAGAGUGAUUACGACGUGGCAAGUACCGUAGGUGGCCACGGCCCUGGUGAGAGUACCCUGUUCUUGCCUGGUGAUACCGUAUUUUGGCUCCCCUAUGCACUCACGCUGGUGUCGCGUCACCCGAUCUACGAUCUCAUGCGUGACUACCUAACCCUUUCUUGGGCUCGUUUCUCUAAAGAUGUACAGUCACACACCCUGCAGAUCUCCAAAAUUCUAGCGCAUCCCGCUCCACGCGCUGGUGAUCUUAUCAAGCUCGAUGCUUCCUCCACGCCCAUCCCCUUGACGCAUUCUGCUUCCUCACAAGGUGAUGACACAAACCUUGAAGUCAUCGCGCGCUUCCCUGGUGGCUUGGACUUCGGCCGCGGUCUCGUCGACAUCAAUUUUACAAUGUGGCCCUUGUUUAAGUGCCUGAACAUCGAUAACAUUCUCACUAUAUGCGAGAUUGCCCUGGCGCCGACAGGUCGUAUUCUAUUUUAUUCUAGGCAUCCCGCCAUGCUCGGAAUUGCAGUAUGCACGAUCAAGUACCUCGUCGAGCUGCGGGGUUGGUCUGGGAUUGCCCUGCCUUCUGUCCACGCCCGAGACGCUAAGAUCUAUAUCGACGACCCCGGACCAUGGAUUCUCGGCCUUGCCACUGAAGCGAGGUACAGCGUGCGUCCGAGUGCUGAGGUCUGCGUAGUUGACCUAGACAUCAACUACUUGAGUUGUCCAUCUCCUCCUCCCGGUGUAGUGUCUGCCAAGCAGCAACGAGACAAAUAUAGGCAGCGUCUUCUUAUUGCAUUCGAGCCGCACUAUCAUCCCGAUCAUAGCGUUCCUUCCGAAUUCAAAGAAGCUUUCCCUGCGGGUCGAUUCCGCCCUGUCUGCAAGAUUCAGGCGAAACGCGGUGGUGAAACUGCUGCUGUCGCAGACACAAUCAAGGCACCUGAGUGGUGGCAUUCCACGCGGAUUAUCCAAGCAUUUGACAGUGUGCUGCAGGAUAAGUUUAAGAAACCUUCGUUCCUCAAGCGCAUCUCCUCUUUUGGCGCAGCUCGACGCAUACCCAAGCUCACUCCUGCCGAGCAGCACAUUCAGUUAUCCAUUCGCAAGCGUGCGACUGCAUUCGUUGAUGCUCGUGAUGACCUUGAGACAAAGAUCGGACGUCUUUCUCGCCGUCUCAACUUCCUCAUGACAGAAGCGGAUUUAUGGCGGGACAAGUUUGUCACGUUCGAGCAAUACGCGGAGCGCUUGAGUGCCGAGGCUGGCCAGCUGCGUAGCAAGAUCGGAAAGGAGCAAAGAGAGACAAAGCGCCUAAGUGGUUUGGUCCACCUCACAGCUGCCGAGAAGGCGAAAUUGCAGACACAGCUACACGAUACAGAGGUUGCGCACAAGGAAGCUCUUGUUGAGCUGGAGCGCAUGCGCGAGACCAUGGAAAGGAUGGAGGAAGAACGUGCGGAGAUGGUUGCUGAGGUCGAGGCUCAGAUCGAACGUGCACUUGCUUCCAUGGCUGUCGACGUCGACGAGUCUGACUAUGAAGGGGACCUCGCAUCUCGUCCAGGGUCACGCAUGUCAGUAGCGAGGUCUACCGCCAGUGGCUCACGCUCCCGCAGAGCCAGUGACCCAAUCAAGGACGGUUCGGUCGCUAGUGGAUCAAGAUUGCGCAGUUUCGGGACAGAGUCCACCCUUGCGGAACAAUACGAGAACGGUGAUGAGACUCUUGUACAUGGCAAAAGUGAUCGUGAGACUGAUACAAUUGCGGAAGAGGACGAGACACCAGCGUCACCAAAGACAAAACGCUUCUCCGCAACUCAAGCUGAGUUGGUGCAAGAUGGUAUGAUGGCCGUCGAUGAGGGUAUUAGCGAAAGGAGCGAUAGAAUCGCACAGAAAGUAUUGCAGAUCCAGCAGAAGCUUGAGACUGCACUGGCCUCUGAACGGGUUCAGGAAUGGAAGAACAGGUCUGCUGCAGCCCAUAGUUCCACGGAGGAUGAACGAAGCAAUGAUUCUGAUGCCGUUCCUGUUCGUGCACGUCCAGCCAAAGGAACAAGGCUUGUAAACAACCCUCCUGGUAAAGCAAGAAAGAGAACUCGUAGCAACACCGCAUCCUCGACGCAAACCAGUACCAUCACCCGUCGCUCAGUGGAUACCAUAUCUUCUUCGGCUACCCCUCGCCGGGCAGCUUCUCCCCGGGCGGACCAGAGAAUAUCGCAGGUGGAACCCCAGGUAGAGAGCAGUGCUGAUGAGGGCACUGUCGCCGGUUCCAAUCAAACACUGCGUAAGAUUGCCUCUGGGGCAUCUCUAUCUGCGCUUUCUCCUUCCGACACAGCAACACCCUCCACUCCUGCUCUUACGCCCGCUAUCGGCUUCAUCACAGAUGACUCGGACACUGAGUUCCAGAGUGCCUAUUCUACAAGUCCUCGGGAUAGCUACGUCAGCUUUGAUGGCCGCCAAACACCUCUCUAUCACGAUUCUGACGAUUCCAUUGAAUUUACCGAUCAAAGCCGCGAUUACGGGAAACAGGUCGCUUCUCAGCUCAUAAAAGCACCUGUCAGAGAGCGAGUCACUAGCACAGGGACGGCAAUUAUUCACACUCGAACUGCCUCUUAGGGAAGAUACAGUCGUGUCGAAAAGGCGGGUCCUUGAACGGCACGCUUGACCGCAAUCAGUCUAAUUUUAUAUACCUAUGGCCUAUACCCACCUCUACAUCACCAUUAUUGUCAUUUUGGGUUGUUCUCCCCACCACGCUCGUUGCUUUUUGAUCAUCAUUUGUCGUAUUUGUUCUAUCGGAUUUCAUGCGUUUUCAACUUCAUUGCAUAUACAGAGAUCUACUUGUGCAUAGUACAGAAUGCUAGAGAAUACAGUCUUUACAUUAAAUCCAAAAA
This is a messenger RNA of Suillus fuscotomentosus, 4011 nucleotides long. Its product is annotated as DENN domain-containing protein. The transcript is spliced from 10 exons. Gene Ontology annotation, cellular component: cytoplasmic vesicle. Lineage: Eukaryota; Fungi; Basidiomycota; Agaricomycetes; Boletales; Suillaceae. Bases 188 to 3736 code for a protein of 1182 amino acids. Gene Ontology annotation, biological process: regulation of Rab protein signal transduction. The record is from RefSeq and is a predicted model, not a curated record.